This is a messenger RNA of Anastrepha obliqua, 373 nucleotides long. Its product is annotated as COX assembly mitochondrial protein 2 homolog. NCBI's taxonomy places the organism in Eukaryota, Metazoa, Arthropoda, Insecta, Diptera, Tephritidae. The record is from RefSeq and is a predicted model, not a curated record. Bases 140 to 373 code for a protein of 77 amino acids. Gene Ontology annotation, cellular component: mitochondrion. The transcript is spliced from 2 exons.
AUUUGAAUCGCUGAUUUUACUGUCUACUGCCUGGCAGCCUUAAACUAGAACUGACAUUUCGCCGUGACUGAAUGCGGUAAAAAAGUGCAAACAAGGCAAAUUCGUAGAAAUUUAUUAUUUUUGAUUCCAAUCAGAAAUCAUGCAUACGGAUUUAUCUCCUCAUCUGCAUACGUCCGAGUGCAAUCAACUAAUCGAACAACUCGCCACUUGUCAUACAGAGAACAAAUUUAUCAAAUUUUUAGGUGUCUGCAACGAGUUUGACUCUCAGUUAGUGAAGUGUUUGAAGCGCGAACGCCAAGCGCGUGCUGCUGCUAAUCGUGUUAAAGCGGCUGAGCGACAAAAGCUCGUAAGGGAGCGCAUGCUUUCUUCAUAA